CUUCAUCAAUCACAACUUGCCUUAACUCAAAGAGUUCUGCAACACAAACUUACAACUAGUAUCUUUUUGCUUUCUGAUUUGCAAGCUUUUCUCAGAAAAUGUUAAACACAAAGAAGAUCAUGAAGAUGGCCAAGAAAUGGCAACAUAGAGCAGCCUUGAGCAGGAAAAGAAUCUCCUUUCAGAGAUCAAGUACUACUAGCAAAUCAACUGCUGUAGAGAAGGGCUGUUUCGUGGUUUACACAGCAGAUAAAAUCCGCUUUGCUUUCCCAAUAAGUUAUCUGAGCAACUCUGUUUUCCAGGAGCUUCUGAAGAUCUCUGAAGAAGAGUUUGGCCUCCCAACCGGUGGACCAAUCAUGUUGCCAUUUGACUCAGUUUUCUUGAAUUAUCUCAUCAAGUUGGUCCAACGAAGAGUGGAUGGAGAUACGGAAAAGGCUUUGAUAUUGUCAAUCUCUAGUGCUAGAUGCUCUUUACAUUGUUCUUUUGAACUGCAAGAACAACAAAGUAGUAUUACUCCACAAUUGCUUGUAUUUUAGAGUUUUAGAAAAAUUAUUUGUGCUUUGUAAAGUUUAUAAUGGAUUAGAUAGACAAGUUAUUUCAG
Eutrema salsugineum is the source of this 598-nucleotide messenger RNA. Its product is annotated as auxin-responsive protein SAUR64. Gene Ontology annotation, biological process: response to auxin. NCBI's taxonomy places the organism in Eukaryota, Viridiplantae, Streptophyta, Magnoliopsida, Brassicales, Brassicaceae. The coding region runs from base 99 to 533 and encodes 144 amino acids. The transcript has a single exon. The record is from RefSeq and is a predicted model, not a curated record.